Messenger RNA from Megalops cyprinoides (Indo-Pacific tarpon), 1348 nucleotides. It is a transcript of the gene mrpl16, whose product is annotated as mitochondrial ribosomal protein L16. The record is from RefSeq and is a predicted model, not a curated record. Gene Ontology annotation, molecular function: rRNA binding; structural constituent of ribosome. Gene Ontology annotation, biological process: mitochondrial translation. Gene Ontology annotation, cellular component: ribosome; mitochondrial large ribosomal subunit. The transcript is spliced from 5 exons. Lineage: Eukaryota; Metazoa; Chordata; Actinopteri; Elopiformes; Megalopidae. Bases 154 to 936 code for a protein of 260 amino acids.
UCUUCAAUAUGGCUGCGACCUUGUGAGAACGAGAUAAUGAGCUGGAUGCUAGCGAGUGUCCACUGUAGAACUAAGUUUUGAGAAGAAUUGUGAAGAUAAAAUAAUUUUAUUUAUUUUCAUGAAGAGCCUCCGUUUAAAUCUUGCUGCACUGCCAUGAUUUCCUCUCUGAAAUCGGCUUUUUGGGGACUAGCCAGUAGGACAAUCGGGAGCACAGGGUGCGUGUGUGCAGGUCUCUUCCAGAACCAUGUAAAGGUGGUGUCUGCUGGAAUGAAGACAUACGACCAACUGCCGGACUACGGCGAUAUUGUGUUACCUGAACGUCCAAAGCUUCCAUUCAUGAACAAAGUGCCCAACUUGAAGAAGGCCAAGAAGGAGAGGAAGAAGCUGAGUGACAUCCGGGGCCCCUCUAAGACCGCCAACACUUUCACCAACGGCCAGUAUGGCAUUGUAGCACUGGGUGGAGGUUAUCUGCACUGGGGACACAUGGAGAUGAUGAGACUGACGAUCAACCGGCGCAUAGAUCCCCGCACCACAUUUGCAUACUGGCGCAUCAAUGCCCCCUACAAGCCAAUCACCCGCAAGGGGCUGGGCCAGCGCAUGGGUGGUGGAAAGGGAGCCAUAGACCACUACAUAACACCAGUGCAGUAUGGGCGGCUGAUCGUAGAGUUAGGUGGCCACUGCGAGCUGGGGGAGGUGGAGCGCAUCCUCUCCGAAGUGGCCAAGAAACUGCCCUUCCCUGCCAAGGUGGUGAGCAGGGAAAGCCUUGCAGCUAUGCAGCAGGAGAAGGCAGAGCGGGCCACAAACAACCAGAACCCCUGGACCUUCGAGAGGGUGGUGACAGCCAACAUGCUAGGCAUCCGCAAAGUGCUGAGCCCCUACGACCUGCACCACCACGGCUGCUUUCGCGGAAAGUUCCACUUCCCGGGGAGAGUGUGAGGAGGGGACCGCAGAGGAACGGAUGCUCAUGCACACACUUUCACACUCUUAGGUAGUGCUGUUCAGUUUUGCCACCAUCUUGGAACCAUUUCAGAUCAUUUCUGCAUGUGCUUCCAUCUCCCUUGAUCAUGUGAGGUCAUCAAAGUUUGUUGCCAUCAACUGGUGCCUCUAAAGCACCAGCUAGGAGCUAUUCUGUCACAUGCACAAGUGUGUAGUAGCAGAAAAUAUACCAGUACUAUCAUAAGGAUUAGUACAUCAGUUGCAGUUGGAAACUUCAAACCGGCACAGUGCAGAUGAGAUGGCUAGAUAUAAAUGUGUAAUGUGUAAAGGUUUAAGUAUGUAAGGUUUCAUCCACAUAUAACAUUGCUUUUGAAAAAGUAAGUUUUUUAUUAAUAAAAAGAUGUUUACACUA